AUGAUGGGAGGAGAAGAAUUGCAAAAUGGUAAACAUUAACGAGAAGAAGAAGAAGCAAAUGAUGACCUUGCCAUUCAAAACUUCUUACACAAUUUGCCAAACAAACAAAAUCGAGACUACAAUGGCAAAUUUUAGGGUUGAAAUGGGUUGUGAUUCAUAAUUUUGAAACUGGAAAAUUUUUUCGAGAUUUUUUAUUGGGGGCAACAUUGUUGUGAUAAAUAUAAUGUGGCUUUUUCGUCAUGGGUCAAAGAUUUCGUCGACUUCGGUCCAACGACAAAUAUGAAAGAAAACUUUUUUGAAUUCAUGUAAUUACAAAAUUUGAAUAAACGUCUCCUUUCUCUCACUAAUUCUCUCCACAUUUUCCACACUCUCUCAUAAAACAAAAAAAAAUAAAACAACGACACUCUUGGCUUGCCUGUUGUUUAAUUUUCACACACUGUGUGAGCGGAGUGUCGUUUUUUUAUUUUUACAAGAUUGCGCGUAGAAUUUUGUGUUUGCGGGCAGUCGGUGUUGACACACACUCUUAUUUUGUCGUUCUUUCUUUGGGUUUUGGGUUUUCUUGUGUUUACGAGCGUAGGUUAGGUUUAGGUUUUAUACUUCACACUAAUUCUGAUAUCAUUAGCGCCUGAUGAGGUCAAAACGGCUCUACUGUGCCUUUUGAUUUGAUUCAUUUCUCUAUCUUUUUCUAGAAAUAGAAAUAUUGACUCGAUUUAAAAAAAAUUAAAAAAAAAACAAUUCUGAAUUUUAAAUUGACGUGUUGUUCUAUUUAUUUUUUUAUUUUCACGUUCAUGUUUUUCAUUUUGAAUUUCGUCUUUAUUUAAAAAACGACUCCGAUUGAUGUGACGAGUAAAUUUCGGGUUAGUUUUUAUAAUUAAGAGAUUAGUAUACUCCGCCCGAAAAGUAAAGUUUGUGAGAUUCUCAGGGUUCCCCGGGGUUAUAGUUCGUGAGGGAAUAUCGGGGUUCCCGUUACACUUUUCCCGGGAGGUAGUGUAGGGUUUGCGCGUAGUGUUCGUUGUUUGCAGAUUUUUCUAGCGUGUGUUUGCGGAGUUUUUCGAGGCAUAUUUUUUCCUUUGAAGGUUGAUAUUAGAUGUAAAUUUUCAUUUUUCAGGUCAAACAUCAUGUUUCCAGUUGGAUUUUGCGAUCUGCUCACAAUUGUCAAAUGAUUUCAAUUAUUGCCUAGCAGGUAAGUCUUUUUUGCUCACUAUAAUUCUGAUAUCAUUAGUUUCCUGUUUGCCUUCAACCUUCAAGAAGACCAUAAAAAUUUCGAGAAAAAAAUUUGCUGAAAAAACAGCAAAAUAAAUAUUUCCGGUUGAACCGGAAGCCAUAAGAAUCGUCAGUUUAUUAGUCAGUUGAUUUGUUGGCUGAGUGAACCAUUUUCGUUUUGGCAAUUCUUGAGAGUUAUUCAAUUUAAAUUCCCUCCACUCAACAUUUCAUCCAUGCGCACUAAGGAAAUCUUCCUACUUAUGUUAGAUAUUUGCCUCAUCAGCGCGAUAUAUUUUGUUUUGACGACACUCUUUUAAAGGAAAAUGCGCGGAAGAUAAUAAAUCUGAAGCCAUCUGGCAGAAGUGAAGUGAAAUGAUGAGUUUGUUACGUAACCAAAUGGGAAAAAUAGUUGAUUGAUGGUUUGCGAGGUGAUUUUUCACACAUUGAAAUAGGAAUUUUUUGAAUUUGAGGAGCGUUUGAACUAGGUUGGACCAUUUAGACUGGAAUUUUUGAACUAGAGCAUAACAAUUCUGAAUCUGGAAAAAUUUCCAUAUAAAUUAGUACUACCAAUUUUUCUCAUUCCUCUUUUUUCCUCGGUCAUCAUAUUUUUUUUUAGCUAGUCUGACUCUCCCAUCAGAUCAAAUUUCACCUCAAUUCCAAUUUUAUUUUAUUCAGUUUUAUUUUCCCUUGUUUUCUUCACAUCUGAAGUUUUCUCAUUUAUUUUUUCUUUCGUUUUUUCUGAAAAACAAAAGAAUCUGAAAAUAAUUAUUGUGGCUUGGCUUUGUUCUUUCUUUUUCUGUCUGAAAAAAUAUUUUUCUUGAGAUCAGCGAAAAAAGUCUUGAAAUAUUUUUAAUGGAAAAUCUGAAGGGAUUUUUUUCUCAUAAAAAUCCAAAUCUUCUCAUCGUCACCUUGGUUACCAAAUAAAAUAUAUAUAUUUCUUUUUCCCUCUUUUUCAAAAAUUUCAACUCCGCCUCCUUCUUCUUCUACUUCUUCUACAUUUCGAUCCGCGCACUUUCCCCAUCUGCGUCUCUUUCGUAUUUCAUAAUCUCUAAAAUGUCUGCGUCUCUUGAUCUCUAUUAUAUUUUUUGGAAAUUAGCCAAAACGAGCAAGGGGAAAGCCUGCACUUUUUAUUUAGUAUUCCAUGUUUUGGACCCGUUUUUUUUUCAUUGUUUUGCACGCGCAGAAAAAAGGUCAUAAAAUUUAAUUUGCUGAAAAUGACCGGCUCGAAAUUAAAACGAGUUGAGUUUAUGUUUUUUUUUCUGUGCGCGAAGAGAAUUUUUUAGUGUGCGCGGAGUCCAGGCGAGAAAAUGAGAAAAACCAAUGAAUUUUAUGUACGUUGUUGGCAGUGUGUAUUUCGAAACAUUUUUGACUCACUUCUUAGACUUUAUAUCGAUUUUAGAGAAAUUUUCUAGGCUUUCUUGGGGUUUGAAAAAAAUAAUUGAAAUUUUCUAAUUCGAGAAAAAAUAUAUUUUUCUAAAUAGCUCUGAUAACCUUCAGUUUUCAAAUUAAAUUUUAUUCCAGAAAGUAAAGUUUUAUAAAAAUAACAGGAAUAUUUUCAUCGGACCAGAUUUUUAUAAUUUCCGAAUUUUUUGAGUUCAAUUCUUUUUCAAAUUUUAAGUAUGUUGCCAAGAACUAUAGUCUAGUUUGAUCGAUAAUUUUCAUCUGGAAGUUGCCAUUUUGUCGCCAAAUUUUUCAGUUUUAGAAUCCCAGCUCCAUUUUUUAUUUUUCAUAUUUUCACAUUCACUCAUUCAACUUUACUUUUUUGGUGCCAAUUUUCUCUUUCUCCAUCCUUCUUCCAGUCAACUUCUAAAAACUUUGUCUGCUUGCUCAAUUCCUCGUUUUUUCCCCUUUUUUUCAUUUAUUCACAAAAAAUGGUGUUAGGUAUGCAUGACUACACACUCCAUAGGUGAAGCUGCUUUUUUUGUCCAGAAAAAAAGCGCGCGCAAGACAUUGUUUCGCUUCACUCCACAAUUUUUGCUUGCCCGGAGCCUUUUUUCAUGAGUGUUUGUGUGCCAAAAGCAGUAUGUAACAAAAAAAAUAGAAAAAAAAGAUUCCAAACUGCGAUAACGUGUUUAUUUUUCACUUUUUUUCCGGCAGAGUCAUAUUUUUUGUUGGUUGUCGAAUGUAGCAAAAAACACACACGCACAACAUAGAUAUUUAUGUAAAUUUUUCCCGGUGGCCCUUUUUUCUGUGAAAAAUUUCUUUAGAUUUUUGGAAACCGGUUUUUCCUGGAAAGAUAACAUGGAUAAGCUGGUUUGAUUUUGAUAAGCAUAAAAAUCCUUUUAUUUUUCGACUUGUCAUAAUUUCCUGUGCGACUUCUUGGCUCGCUAGGCGCUGAUCCUUGACAACUAGAAUUUCUAGGCUCGGCUCCUUGUCAAAGCAGUUUUCUAGAAGUGAAUCCUAGACACUCUCUAGAGCUCAUUUUUCAAAAUAUAGUUAAACCUUUCUCUCUUCAUAAAUCAUUAUUUUCCCCCUUGAGACCAAUUGUGUAGCCGCCAAAAAAAACGAAGUUUUAAACCUUCGAAAGUAUGUAGUAUCUUUUCACAAAUAAAAAGAUCCCCGUUCCAUUUUUUUUUCUGCACAUUUCAUCAAAAAAGUCGCGUCGCUGCCUGCCUGACGUAUGCGUAUUUAUGCAUGAGAGCUGAAAAAUGUUAUUUUCGCGUUGAUCGUUUUUUUUGUUCUAGCUUGCCUGAAAAAAUGCAUGAGCGUGUUAAUUAAAGACGUCGUCGUUUGAAGACGACAAAAAUCGAUCUUCUUUUUUUGUUCUUGUUCUCCUUUUUUCUUCUGCUUUGCCUUUUGAAAACAACAAAACAAAAUAACAUUUAAUGCAAUUCUUCAGGAAAAAUCUACGAAAAUGAAAAAUCUCUUUGUUCGCUUCAGGAACUUUUAGUAUUUUCGGCAAAAAUAUUUUCGCCAGGGGGAAUAGAACUAAUUCGAUGAUUGCUCAUACUAUACUUUUAUUGUCGAACAUUAGAUUUUCCGGGGUUUUAUGAGGUCAAUGAAGAUAAAUAAUAACAAGGGAACCUUUUUGGUAUUAACAACAUCAAAGAACCAUUUUCUAUGUACUUACGAUUGUUCGCACACGCUUAAUUAAAAUAUUUCUGAAAGAUCAGAAUUCAAGUCAGUUCAAAAAUCUACCAUAUUCAAGAAAUUGGUGAAACGUAAAAUAUAGAAGGUCCAGACAAAAAACAUUAUGUUUUGCUACAUUUUACUACAAUCCGCAGAUGUCCUUAAAACAAAAGGUUUUUUUGUUUUCCUUUCAUAUAAUUUCACACCAGAUGUCUAAUAAUUCCGAUUGAUAAUCAAAUUUUUCUCCAUUCUUUUCAGUUCUAAAAUGUCAAAAAUCAUCAUCAUUCUGAAUUAUUCAUUUCUUCUUCUUUUUCUUCUAUUCUUAUUUUCCCCGUUUCUUCUUCUUCUUUUUUGCUCCUCAAAUCCAUUUAAUUCGUAUGUGCGCGACACACGAGAAGAAGCAAAAAAGAAGAAGCCGCAAAAACUCGACUUUUUGCCGCCUUCGCCAUUUAUUGAUCCCUCGCAACUUUUUUUCACAUUUUUUUUGAAAUUACAAAUAUUUUGCAAUUCCAAUCCCAAUUAUUAUUCAUCUGAUUACAUAGAAUAAGUUUUGUUGAAUAGAGCCACUAAUUAUUUCUUGGAAUUUGUAAGCAAAUCUUAAUUGGGUAUUUUCCGGUGAGAAGAGGAUUUUUUGGAUUACUGUAAGUAGGUGUGUUCUAUGAGUUUUGAGAUGAAUUUGAUUGAAUCUUGCAGAAAAAAGGUUUCUGAGGAUGUUUUCUAUGAUUUUUGGAAUUUGAAAAAUGUCACAGGAAAAACUAAUAUUAAAUGACAUUUUCAAAUAAAUAACGAAUCUAAUCCACAUAUGAAAAUGUUAUUAGCCAAAUCACGCGAUUAUUUUGUUGUUGUUAGAUAUCUCGAUUCAUUUUUUUUUCGUGCAAGGCUACAAUUAAUUUCAGAAGACUCACUUCCGUUUUUAUACAAAAGAUUGAUGACUAAUUUCUGAUUCUCUAAUUUUUCAGAACAAUUCUUCAUUUCUUCUUAAAAUGUCUCUUCUCUUGUUACAAAUACCCUGUCUUUUUGUUUUGUGUUUUUCUUCGAAAAAUACACUGCACCCCAUUAUGAAUGAAAUAUGGACACCAAGCAUUGUUAUUCGAGACAUACAUAUAUAUUUUUUGCUAUUUUUUUUCGGUUUGAGAGUGAAAGUUAAAGUAUUCUCCAGGGACAAUCAGGAAAAACAAACAUUUUGUCAAAUUUUUAGAGAUUUUCUUGAUUUUUUAAAUGAAACUUAUGAUUUCUAGGCUACUUUAAAACUGUCAAGUUUCCAGAUUUUUGAAGCGCUUCUUAAAAUUUGAUAUAUCUUGUGUAGAUUAGCUUAGCUUAGCAAGAAUUAUCAGAAUUAUCACCCUCUAUAUUUUUUCCAGUUUUUUUCAAAAUCUUCAAAAAUAAAAAAAACAAAUCAUCAAACAGACAAGCAAAAAAAGGUUCAGUUCCGCCCAUUAUUUUUCUCAUUUCCGUUAACUCAACGUAAACAAUAAGAACUACAUCCAUGAUUCAUAAUAAACGGAACUCGACGCACAAAAUGACAUUUUGAAAAGUUCACUGUCUCACUUUCUCACUCACACAUUAUUCAUGAGCAUUCAUAUUAAUGUUAAUUUAUCCAACUUUGUCGACACUUCUUUUUUGUCUUUCCCCCUUUUCUUUCCCUAAUCAAUUAUGUGAGGAGAAAAUUGUGUUCUUUCUUCCUUCCAAUGCCAAAUGUGUCAACAUCGAAAGGCAAAGCCUCUAAUUUGUUGCCCCAAGGCGAUAAUUUGUGCUUUUCCAUCUUCUCUUCUUCUUCUCACGAUUGUCUUUUUUAUGGCCAAACUGCAUUUUUUGCGCCCUAAUCCUUUAGAUUUCUGAACUUUGAAUUCGGAGAUUGGAGAUCUAACUGUAAUUAUGUUAACCUUUAUCUUUAUCAAAUUUCAGAUUUUAAUUGUUUGAAAUGUUAUUUCAGAUCUUGUGUGUAAUUGUUAGGUUCAAGUUUUCUGAACUUUACUCGACUUUUGGUCAGUUUUUUUCAGAAACCAGAAAAUCUGGACUAUUUUUAAGAAAUAGUUGAAAUGGAACCAUUUAAAUAUUAUUCCAAAUUGAAUCAAAGAAAAGCAUCCAAGUUGUUUAUCAGAAUUUUCUAGACAAACUUUCUGUUCUCUCUAAUUAAAUGACUCAAAAAAUCAGUUUUGAUUCUGGUAACCAUAGAAACUUCGUUUUGUUUUCCUAAUCACUUGAUCAGACAAGCACUUCUAAUCCAUCUUCUUCCCACGUAACAGUUUUUUCCGAAUAAUCCUCCGAAUAUUUUUUUUAUUUCUCGUCUCAUCCCCCAUCCAAAUCAUAUUUUAUUAAUAUUGUUUAUAAUAUUUAUAUGAAUAUAAAAAAUCUCAAUAACACAUCAAAAACUAGUUGCUUUCGAAAUAUCAAUAUAUUUUUUUUUGCAAUAUUGUUUUUUUGGUUAGAAAUAAAAUCUGUUCUGACAGAUGUACUUUCCGGAUUUUUUCGUGGUGAACGCUUCAAAAUGAAGAACUACCGUAUUCGUUUUUGUCAUUAAUAAUUCAUAAUGCUCGUUUUUCUGGAUUGACAUGGAAUAUUUCAAAUUUUGAGCUUUUGGUUUCUUUUUCAAAAUAUUUGAGCCAUGAAAUCGGAUUUUGUCGGUUUUCUAGAUUUUGAGAAAAUAUUUGGUUUUUUUCCAAACGUUGAAAAUUUUAUUUUGAAUAAUUUGUUAUUGCUUUUCUUAAAGUACAUCAUAUUUUCCGGAAUCUUCUUAUUGUGUUCAUGAAUUCAAAAGUCCUCGAGUUGCCCUUUUUCAAUAAGCCCACGGAUUUCCGUGAAAUAACGUAGAUUAAAAAUUCUAUCAGAAUUAGUGCUUUCAAUUAUUUUUAAUUCUCACGUUGAACUUGAGAAUAUUAUUUGAUCAUUGAAAAAUAUUAUUUUUCAAAAACAUCAUUUUCUGCUCUCAAUUCAAUUCUAGCUACAAUUCAAAAUCACACGAAUCUUAAAAUCACCCUUGGCAACCGUUUUCUUCUUCUUUUUCAUUUUCAUCUUCAGCUUUAUUCAUUUUCCUCUUCCGUCUCUUCAUCUCCAUUUCUAAUAAUCAUUUAUGUAUAUAUUUUUGUGAGAGCAAGCGCGGCGGCGGCGGCUGAGCUCAAGAAGAAACGUUUUGGCGCGCGGCCGCUUUCAGCGUGUUAUUGAUCGCCGCCGUCGUUUUCAGCACCUCUUUAUUUCUCCUUCAUUGCUUGCUCUGUGUUUUGACGAGUUUUUUCAUUUCAUUUCAUUUUGCUUCGUUUUAUUUCCUGUCUUCUCCUCUAUUUUUCCUAGAAGCGCGCGCGCUUUUAUGGGCGAUGAUGAUUCAUUUUCUCAUUCAUUCAUUCUUCUAGCCUUUGUUUUUCUACUCAAAUCCAAUUUAUUUUUUUAAUUACAGUAAGAAAUCCUAUGCGAUUUUUGCUCACUCUCACCCUUUUUGGGUGUUGUUCCCUGAUUGCUGCCAAACAUCAUCAUGCUCGUGUUCCAAUAAUUGAUCUUCGAGGAGCUGACGCGAUUCGAGCAUCUGUUCGCGAAGAUGAAAAUAUUAUCUCAACUGUUCCUGAAUUAUCAAUUGUUCGAAGCACUGGACCUGUUUGCUCGUAUGUUAUCACUGGAGCCGAUGAUUCGACAACUCCGUUUGAAGCAAGAGUUGUUGAUAAGAAUACUGGAGAAGCUGUGUUCCGUGUUAAGGUUUGUGCUAGACCUCGAAUAUUUUGAAACAUUUUUAGUAGAUCAGAAAUAUUUUUCUCUAAAGGGUAAAAGCUUUUUGAAGCUAAGAAUGGGCUUUGGGCCUACUGUAAGCGGUACUUUACUAUUUCAAACAGAUUUCUCGGAUUCUAGGCUUUUCUAUAAAAAUUCCAAAUGUCAAAAAAUAUUUUUGAUCUACUCCUUGAAUAAUGUUCUUAUGACGCACGAAACAUGAUUUCUAGUUUCUAGUUCUUUAGAAUUUUUAAUGAACCUUUUUAUCUUGAGCCACUUUUCUGUUCACCGUAGUUUUUCUUCUUCACACAACAACAAAAACUAAAACUAAAAUCUAGGAAUCUCGAAAUGCCUUUACAACCUAAUUUCCUGUUUUUUGUUAUUUUUAAAGAAAAGCUGAACCCUCAAAAAAUUCAGAGAAAAAAAACGGAUUAAAUUUGACACUGAAUACUACUGUAUCUAAUCGGAUUAAUUUGAUAAUCUUUUUUAUUUUAGGACUCGGCUACUUUGGACUGCAAAUUGCCUGAAUAUAAAUUACAACUUCAAGCAAUUAAAUGCGACGAAGAUUCGGUGAAAAGUGAACCAGUUGAUCUUGUCAUCACAAUCAAAGAUACCAAUAACCAUGCACCGGAAAUCGAAGAUGCUUGGUAUUCGUUCAAUGUUCCAGAAGGAAGAAUUGUUGAUAAUAUUGGAUCACUUAAAGCAUCUGAUAAAGAUUGUGGACAUCCAAAUGGUGAAAUUUGUGAGUUCCAAAUCACAAAUGCUUUGAAAGAUCUUCCAUUUGCUAUCAAUAAUCAAGGAGUUAUUCGAAAUACACAAUCUUUGAAUUUCACUGAAACGAAAAGCUAUAUUUUGACAAUUGUUGCGAUUGAUUGUGCCAUGAGGUAAUAUUUAUUUAAGUUAUCAUAACUUCUAACGUAUUUUGCUUAUAGAAAAUCAAAAUCAUCUUUGGUCACAAUCCACGUUGAAGAAAAAUGUAAUCAAGGUGUCACAAACUUUGGAGAUCGUGUCAAUUAUGCUCCAGGAACUGGUUCCAAACUUAUUAUGCCAGAUGUUUCAAUUCAAGUUUGUCAGCAAGAAAAUGCUUGCGAACCAAAACAAGUUGAAACAACUGUUGAACUCAAAGCUGGACAUGUUACACCAGGAUGCACCAAGGAUACUGUAUAUGAUAAUGAGACAAUCAAAACUUGUGGACUUUCAAGUUCAGCUGUUCAAUUGGUUAAAGAUGAGGAUUUAACAAGUGGAGGUGUUGCGGUUUCAAAGGAGCUGGUUAAAGAUCUUGUGCCAGAUCAUUUCACAUUCAGUUUUUCGAUGAAACAUGACGGUGGAAAUAAGGAGGAGCAAAGUAAUAAACAAAAUAUUCUUUGCGAAACUGACGAUUUCAAUAUGAAUCGUCAUCAUUUCUCGGUUUACAUCCGUCAUUGUAAAUUGGAAGUUGUGCUCCGAAGAGAAGCCGGUUCGACAGCCGAUUUCCGUGCUGCCGAAUGGCGUUGGGCACUUCCACAAGUUUGCGAUAAUCAAUGGCAUUCAUAUUCUUUGAUGUUCAACGGAAUUGAUAAUGUUAAUGUUAUUGUUGAUGGUAAAACAAUCGGAGCCGAUGAAAGAAACCCAGAAAUUCUUGAUGAUUGGCCACUUCACAAGACUAAACAAGCAUUGACAAAAUUGGUUGUUGGAGCUUGUUGGCAUGGAAGACAACAGAAAAUGGCACAACUUUUCAAAGGUAUUGGUUUUUGAUUUAGAAAAAAAAUUUUUUUUAAAUAACAAUAAUUUUUCAGGUCAACUUCAAUCAGUUUUCCUUUUGACUGGAAAAGUUGAAUCAGAACAAGCCAUCAAAUGCGCUCAUACUUGCCCCGAACAAAUUCAAUUCACUGGAUUCGAUGAAUUACUCGAAGGACAAACUGCAACCCUUUCCGCUGACCAAAACGUCUUGACACUUAAAGCAGCUACCAGUGAACAUAUCUCAAAAAUGUUGAGAAGAGUUGCGUAUGUUAAUACACAAGCCACUCCAACACCAGGACAUCGUAGUUUUGAAAUUAAAACUGAAGUCACUUGUCAGAACAAGAAGAUUCAAUUGGAAGCAUCGAAGGGAUAUAUUUUUGUGCAACAAUUGGCAGAGCCAACACUUUCAAUUAGUGCAUCAACUGUUUUGAAAUCAAAUCAUCAUAAUGUUAAAGUUGGACAAGCAAUGGUUCCAGAUUUGACAAUCACAAUCAGUCAAGCUAAUGCAGGUAAGAUUGGAGGGAAUUUGGGGAAAUCACUUCUGAAUUUCCCGAGGGACUAGAAAUUGCAAACACGCCCUACCGAACCGCAUUUAGCGGUUGAAAAAUACGUUUAUUCGGUAGAGCAUGUUUGCUAUUUCUCUUCCCAAUGACCCGUUUCUCGAAUGUAUUCGAAACAAUAUUUUAUCACAGAUGGACAAAUCGAAGAUGUCACAACGAAACACAAAAUCGACUACUGUAAAAUGCACCUCCAACCAGGUCGUGAUAUGGAUGUUGAAUACUUCUCAUCACCAGCCUCUUUAAUCGCCAGCCUUGACAUUGAAUUCGAACACGAUAAAGACGGAAUUCUGUUGCGUGGAGAAGAAAGUGUUCGAGGAUACAAAGAAGUUCUCUCAAAAGUGCAUUAUUUCAAUACUCGUCCCGAAUCAUAUAACAAGAGAACUUAUACAGUUCAAUGUGCAAUGUUGAAAGGACGUGUGUUGAGCAACGAAUUAUUUGUUACAGUAAGUCCCUGAAAGUUGCACUAGAUUGUUUGGAAAAAAAAAUAGAAUAGAGCGCCCAUUAAAAAUAAGUGAGUCAGCUCCUCUCCUUUUUAUACACACAUAAUGACAUGUAUUGCAUUGCAUUGAACCAAAAUUGCCCUCAUUUUACAUGUAUACAUGUUUUUUUCUCAACGUUAUUAGUGACUAGAUUCAGUGUGUUUUUUCCUCUCUGGAAAUGCAGAUUCUACAGUAUUCCUAAUUCAAAGGGGCUUAAAAAUUAGUGAAUUCCCGAAAAAUUCUAAUUUAUUUUCAAAUUCAAUUUCGCCCGCCGGAAAAAAUGAGAAAAAAUGCUUUGUUCCAAAUCUCAUCAAACUCUUCUUGUUGUCAAGUGACUUUCAAUCUUCUCCUCUCCGCCCAAACUUUUUUUUUGAUGUUAUACGAUUUUUGCAUGCGUCUUCAUCCCUCACAAAAUCCCAGGAGGCUAAUCAUCAGAGCCUAGUGCCUAGCUGUUGCCAGUUUUUACCACACAUUCUGGAUUUGUGGGCGUAUAUUGAUUUUUGCUUCUUUUUUCUUUAAUGAGACCAGAAUUAAUCCUUUUUCAGAUGUCAAUUGAGAGCUCAACAACCUCAACAACCACAACCACUGAGUCACCAGAUACAAUUCAAUUCAAUUUCAACUCGGCUGAAAACACUUUGGACACUUUGGAAAUGAUGGAUAGACAUUUUGAGCCGGAUUUUGAUCAACUCGGAAGUUCAAGACUUCAGGUUAGUUGGGAAAAUUAGGCUAAGAUUUGGGAAAAGGCUUACGUUAAGGCUCAUGUUGAGUCUUGAGCUAAAUUUUUAUCUGAAGCUUUGGCCAAAGCUAGAAAUAUACCUGAUCUCCUGAAAACUACGAUUCUCAGCGAAUACUGUAGUUUGCAUGUUUAUUUCACCUGUCUUAUUUUCUAAUUAUACUUACAAGGCUAACUUAUCAGGUGAAAUUGAUAGUAAUAGAAACUUAUGAUUCAGUCCAGUCACACUUGUUGACCACACCCCUUUUUCUCUAUUACUUUCACAUUUCCUUACUACAUUUUCUAAUAUAUUGAAGUAAGAAAAAGACGAGAAAUGUGAUCCUCUUAGCAAAAAAACAUGUGAAAAUAGUGUUGAAAGUGAGAAUCUUAGAGAUUGUAUAAAUGAUUCAUCUUUAGAUGUCUUACGGUAGUCCUGAAUAUUUGUUUUGUUUGUUUUUUUUGUGAGUGUGUGUGUACUUUGAUGUGAAUUCAUAUAUUUUUGUUUUUUCCAGUUUGAUCUUUUUUGGUGCACUUUUCAGAAUUAAUUAACUUUCUCUUUGGUUUGAAGCAAUCAACUUUUUUGACGUAUAGGAUGUACUUUUUUUGAACUUUUGAACUUUUCAUGUUAAUGAUUUGGGGGACGUGAGAAAAUUCAUAUUUCGUAGUUUGAGAAAACCUGGAUCAAUUUUUCUGAUCGUGAACUAUGUGGAAAUAGGAUAAGCUAGAGCAAAUUGGAUAUUUGCAGAAUCCCACGUUGAAAAAAUGAAGCCAAUUUUGUCACGCUACCGUACACAGCGGAUUAUUAGUUUCAAGAUUUUUGCAGAUUUUCUGAAAAACAUCUUAUUUUUCAUUUUUUAGGAAGCUUUGCUUUGAAAAACCACGAACUUAAAGGGACCACACUAUUUUCUCGCUCUUUAUUUUUCAAAAUGAGACCUCAUUUAUCUUCAAACUAAUGUGCUUCCAUUAUUUUCAAAAAAGGUUUCCUCUAUUCUGUUUGCUAAGAAUUUCCAAAACUCUUUUUGAAUCAUGAAAUCAGUAACUUCCCUAGUUCAAAAUAAAAUGACCAAAGAAGAAAAUACUCUGACACAUUUUCUGCUCAUUUUCUAUUCUAACUGUCAACACAUUCGAAAAUAAAUUAAAAAUUAAUCCGUAAGUGGUUAGUACGUACGUAGAUAGAGUUGUUGUUCGGGUCGACGAGCAUUCUAUUGCACUUGACAAGAACUCAAAUAUCCCCUCCCCCUUAAUAUCCAUGGAAUUCAUAAUUAUUUCACACCCGUUUUUUUAUAGAAUACAUGUAGGAAAACUAUUCCAUGAAAUAAAUGUACACAAAUAUUCACAGAAUUCUUCUGUUCCAAUUCCAGCAGCACACACAAAAUCUCAUUAAUAAUUUAUUCAACUAUAUUUCCGUUCUGUUGUGUUUUUUUUGAGAAAGGGUUCCUUUUAUGAAAAAUAAUACUUUUGUGUUAGAUUCGAUUUGACGCAAAAUAAGUUAUUUCUUCUUUGUUCCUUUGUUUUUUGAUUUUGUGACUUUGUAGGGAUAAUUAACAUAGGAACUGUAUUCAGAAAACUUGGAAUCUGUUUGAAAAUUUGCUUAUAUAAUUUUAAACCCUAACUUUCAAUUCUUUUUGAGGACCAAAAGCUAAAGCUUAGGCUCAGACUUAAGCUUUAACCGUACUCAAUAAUUCUAAUGAGAGGAAAAAUCGGAUUUGGUAGACCCGGAAUUCCUUCUUCUUUUCUAGUUUUUUUCUCACUCGAUCUAAUUAUUCGUCAUUCUCCUUCUUCCUCUAAUUUCAUAUGUGUGAAUAUUCUAUUCGAGAGCACAAAACUUCUCAUCUCUAAUCGAUUCUUGUCGCAUAUUUCUUCACUUAUUCAUCCAUCCAUCCAUUCAUUCAUUCUCAUUCUCGUGCUCCUCCGGCGCGCGCGAAGAAAAAAAAAGAUGGCAAAAAAAUUUUUAAUUAUAUUUUUUGUCGUGUCCUCCUCACUCCUUUUUGCCUCACUCGACUCGACUCGACACACUCAUUUUCAUUUUCUUUUUUUUUAGCGAGCACGCGCGUCGUGAAUUUUUUAGUAUUUUCCGGCCUGAUGGGCCAACUUUUAUUAGGUUUUCUUGCCUGACAUUGAACUUUGGAAGAUGACGAUCCCCCAUUUUAUUGCUGGAAUUUUUUCUUAAAGCCAAACCGAAUCGAGCUGAGUUCUUUUUUUCGUGUUCUUCUUGACAGCUUAUACGUCUCAAGAGAUUCAUUUUUGCAGUGUUUAUAUCAAAAUGUAUUUUAUUUCAUUCAAAAAUAUUUUGUGUUCUGCUUCACUGAUUCGAGAAUAUUCUAAAAAAUGGUAAAAUUUCCGAACCGGGUUUCUGAAUUUAAAAAACUCCUCUUUGGAAUAUGGCUACUUGAUAACCAAGGUUUGGCUGCUUGACAUAGCAGCUCUCAAGGCGCGGUUCCUUGCCAGACUGGAUUUCUAGAAGCGGUUCCUAGACAAUUAGGUUCUCUAGGCUCAGCUUGGACACGCACGCUUUGAACUUCGACCCUAACCAAGAUGUGUUCCAGAAUAAAUACAAAUAUAAUAAAAUUGUUUCAUUGAAUGUUCAUAGUUCUCAAAUUUCAUCUUGAUUCAUUUUGAUUCACGAGUAAUACAAGACUCUGUUUCCUUGUCACUUUGAACUUUAAAGAUUUCUGAACUCUUCUACGAAUUCGCCUCAAAUUUCAUAAUAAACGCAAUUUUCUCACGAAUUAGAUUUUGCCUACCAAAAAAAACUUUAGUUUUAUUCGAACAACAUGAAACCACCAGAAAAAAACGAAGAAGAAGAAGAAGAAGUCCAAAUUUGUUUGAACAAAAGACUCUGCGUCUCCUUUUCACUCACUCACUCACUCACAUAGAGAAAAUACUUUUGCCCAGAUUUUUUUGCUGCUCUCCCCCCCUUCUUUUCGAUUAUUUCUCCUUCGUCUUCGAAGCCUUCGCGUUUCUGUUUUUCGUUUCAUCUAGUGUCUAUUUUUUCCGCCUCUGGAAUGUUUGUUGUAAGUUUUUUCGCUCACUUGAUUUUGGGAAAUAAUCUGAAAAUCUAAAAAUCAAAGAUUAAUGUGGUUGGAGGAAUUCCAGUAAAAUAUUUUCAAGCAUAAUAAAUAUUCACCGUGGUUUCUAUUAUGAUGAUUUUUUCAUCCAUGCUCUGAUUCAAAUCAGAAUUCAAAUUUGAAUGAUUCAAAAUUCUACUACAGUAAUCUUAGUUUUCCCAGCUAACAAGUAUCAAAUAUCAAUUUUCCCAUAAUUGGCUUCAUACCUUUUUUUUUCUAUGCACGUAUCAAAUAGCAGAACUUUCAGAGAAGAAUUUGAUUAUUUUCAUAGGCUGAAACUAAAUAUCAUUAAAAACAUCUGUCGAUUUUUAUGUUGUCAUAUGAAAUUCCUUGAUGUUUGAACCGAACACGCACUUUAUAAUUUUUGAUAUUCUAUUUAUCCGAAAAAAAAUUUCUUUGAAAAAAAUGAGUCAGAAUUUUUUUGAGAGCAGAAAAUUUGAGUGUUUAUUUUUUUUUGGAACAGAAAUAAACAAUCUGAAUUUUUCUUUUAAAGGAAGAAGGCCAUGGGAUAAAUUGGAAUUUUAUUUCUCAAGUUCCAGAAAUUUUUGUGAAGCACACUCUUCCCAUUCUUUAAAAUAGAUAAAAGAAACGAUAUCUAUUUUUGUCUCCGUUCCAUUCCGCUCAAAAAAAAGAAAGAAAAACGACAAAAAAGAGUUGGGUUGAAGUGUUGGAUUGAUUUAAUCAAACCUCCAUUUCCUUUUGCCGCGCGCACCACUUUUUCUUCUGUCGGCAACUCCGACAUCUUGUGCUGCUCACUUUUAUUUUCCCCCUGAAUAACUAUGUAUUCGCUAGAAGAGUUGAGAAUUCGGGUCAGACACGUUUUGAAAAAAAAGUACUUCAGGAAAAAAUGUUAAAUAAUUUUCAGAACAUUCUGGAGAUGGACCUGCCAAGGCCGAAAGCUUUGUUGUCGCACAGAGGAUAUGAUGUUGGACAAGGAGCAAUUGCAGGUAGGAAUGUUUCCUUUUCAGUGAUUUUUGAGUGACAUUAGUGAGAUCUUUCUUAGAAUCAGAAUAAGAAGAAAAAAAACCUCCAAGAAAAAAUGUGUUGCGUUUUAUUUUAUUAUAAAAAGGUGACGUCAGAUUUUCUCGGGGGUAAACAAGCGAGAAUUUUCUCAAGGCUUAAGGUUCCAAAAUGAUUCAUAUAAAAAUAAAAAAUUCUGAAAAUUUGCAGGUGGAGCGGUUGCAGUUGUUGUUGUUGUAUGUGUCGGUUUCCUGUUGGUUCUUUUGGUGAUCGGAGUUUUGAAGAUGCGCGACACACCAAUGCCAAGACGACGAAGGCAAAAGAGACAGGUUCGUUUUUUUUCUAGGCCGAACAAAAAAGUAACAUAUUUUCUAAUCCCUUUUUCCACCCACCACCCACCAGAAAAAAAUAAAUUAUUUUAGAGCGAUGGCGGAUUACAUUGGGAUGAUAGUGGAAUGAAUAUUACUGUGAAUCCAUUGGAUGAUGUUGAGAAAAACGGAAUUGCUGAUGAUUUUUCGGAAGAUGAUGAAGAUGACGAGGAAGAGGAUAGCGAAGCUGAAAGGUAAUUAUUUUUUCAUCCAAUUUCAUUUCACUUCCAAGAAUCCCCAGAUUUAUAUAAUGUGUUUUCAGUGAAUGCUCAUACCGCGAUGAAGAAGACGAUGUUUCGGAAGAUGAAGAAGAACACGUUGAAGUGUUGCCACACUGUGAUUCAACUCAAAGAGGUGGAGCAAGUGGUGGAUUGGAAUGGGAUGAUGAGGAUGCGAUUGCAACAAAUUCAAGAUCUUAUCGAGUUUAA
Messenger RNA from Caenorhabditis angaria, 16259 nucleotides. Lineage: Eukaryota; Metazoa; Nematoda; Chromadorea; Rhabditida; Rhabditidae. The record is from the annotation of a GenBank genome assembly.